Messenger RNA from Symbiodinium sp. CCMP2592, 936 nucleotides. Lineage: Eukaryota; Dinophyceae; Suessiales; Symbiodiniaceae. The record is from the annotation of a GenBank genome assembly.
AUGAAGGAAAAGAACUAUCACGGGCCGUGCUGCCAAGUUGCAGCCAGGUUCGCAUCGGGCGGAACGACGACAAUCCCCCUCUAUAUGUACUUGAUAGCAGAAACUGCGUCCUUAAACUCCAUUACCUGCGACUUUGACAUUGGAGUCAGUUCAGGCACUUGGAAGAGUUUCCUCUUCCCUUCGAGACUGUACCGCUACAGGGCGUGGCUGGCAUUCUUCAUAGCGCCUGCUCAGCAGAUCAACGGUGCGGAAGGCGUGCUGUUUUAUGCACCCACUCUCUAUGAACGAGCGGGCGUUGCAGAGACCAAGCAGGAGCAGUUUACAUUGACAGUGACGAUGGGCCUCGUGAAGGUGAUUUUCAUUGGAGUUUCCGUGGUUGUCCUAGAUUCAGUGGGACGGCGUCCUUGCUCAUCUUCGGUGAGUCUUGUGCUGGUCGGCCUCGGCUUCCGCCGCGACUUGGAGAUCGGCGUCCUAGCUUGCGGCACCUUUGCGUACGUGGCCUUCUUCUCCAUUGGCUUUGGGCCGGUCUGCUGCUGGCUCUACGCUUCGGAGCUGUUCCCAUCACUUCGCAGUAGAGGCAUGAGCCUUUGUGUCCUGCUGAAUCGCUUCGGUGCGUCCUUGGCCUCCUGUUCCUGCCUUUGUCUCUUAGGAGGACAAGCCGGCCUUUUCGGCCUUUACGCUGCAAUCACAGCCGGCAUCACCGUUGUUGCAUACCUCACGGCCAUCGACGAAAGGAAAAGCCUUGGAGGAGAUUUCAGCCCCAAGGGGACACAAGAGCCUUGGCUCGUAGGCUCAAAGUGUCUCAAAGUGUGUUCUCAGCAUCGAAAAUCCCCCGACCUGCUGACUUGGCUGGGUCCACUGUGGUGUCUCCACAUGGACUCUGUACAUGGUUUUGAGCCAGAUCCGCAGCACAGAAAGAGGGGAAUCCCCCGGUGA